Molecule: messenger RNA, 303 nt
Organism: Mucor velutinosus
Lineage: Eukaryota; Fungi; Mucoromycota; Mucoromycetes; Mucorales; Mucoraceae
Product: GTPase activating protein
Exons: 1
Coding region: 1-303 (100 amino acids)
Source: RefSeq, a predicted model, not a curated record
AUGAUGGGCCAAAAUCUCUUGCGCAUCAAUGUGAAUGGUUACUUUACUGAUGAUAUUCCCAAGCUGCGAGGCUUAAAGCAAGGUGACCCCAUUUCCUCUAUUUUGUACAAUUUGGCUAUUGAACCCUUUCUGCGGUCUAUUCUCAAUGAUCCAUUGUACCACGGCUAUCAAAUGCAGUAUGCAACUGACCAUCCCAACUAUAAUGCUAAUGACCCUUUAGUUCAUGUGUCAAAAAACCUAUGUUACGCUGACGAUGCUUUUGUAUUUGUUCAAGACCUUCCUGAUCUGGCAAGACUCGAGUAG